Molecule: messenger RNA, 1868 nt
Organism: Diatraea saccharalis (sugarcane borer)
Lineage: Eukaryota; Metazoa; Arthropoda; Insecta; Lepidoptera; Crambidae
Source: the annotation of a GenBank genome assembly
GACAGGCAAGCGAGGUUGAUAGAUUUCGAGCGCUGAAAAUUGUGAUGUAAAACGAGAAAAUAAAUGUUUACUGGCCAUCAUGGCGAAUCCAAGGAAAUUUAGUGAAAAAAUAGCCCUCCACAAUCAAAAGCAGGCUGAAGAAACAGCCGCUUUUGAGAAAAUAAUGCGCGAAGUUUCCGACGCAACUAAUAAGCCUGAGGAGGCAACGCUUGCUACACAAUAUGGUUUGGGUGGGGGCCGUAGUGGCGGGGCUUCCCCGUCUCGGUCUCCGGGGCAGCGUGGGCGGGCUUCAUCGUCAGUGGGCCCGAUGCGCCGCCCCGCGGAUCGAAAGCAUGACACCAGCCCUUACGGCAGCACUGUGUAUUUAAGCCCACCAUCAGAUAGCAACUGGAGGCGUACUAAUUCAGAUUCGGCGUUGCACCAAUCGUGCACGGGCGAACAACCAGCGACUGCGCAACCCCUCUCCCCCCACCACCCGCUACACUCACAUGCACAUCCUCAUCUACACCCACAUCAGAACCACCGCAGAACUGCUGACAUGCAUUUAGAUGUACUUGCGACAUUAGGUAUGAGUCCAACGAAUCGGCCGCGAUCGUCGUGUGAAAUACCCAGGAUACCAAACAACAACAAUGUGUACGAGAGCGGGGGGGACGGUGGGGGAGGCGGCGGGGGAGGGCUGGGCGCUCAGCUGUCGUGCGGUGAACAGAAGAUGCCAUGCGGCUCACUACCAAACCUCACCUCAGUGCAUUUCCCACCGCCCCACCAUCUACCGCAUAGGACCUCGCCCGACUACAAUCAACCUAGAUAUGAAUGGUUUCCGUCGCAGAGUCCUACCUCGCCCGGCGCGGUUUCGCCGGGUGGUGGCAGCGUAUCGCCGGCGACGGGCGGUUUGUCGCCCGCGUCCGGCUCGCCUGUGGGCGCGACUGUACCUCUACCGUCGACCUUACACCAUCAGUACGAUCACACAUCCUCGCUCUACGAUACACAAAACAUGUCACCGUUAGAUCAGAAUUGGAUCACGUCGUCAGGUUACCAAUCUCACUGUAGUCCGCCCUCUCAAUAUUCCUCGACGUCCAAUAUCAACAUACCUUCUCCGACGAUGGUGCACAGUCCUGGCAGCCCAGUGGAGUCACCGCAAACAGACUACAAUUUCCAUCAAGUGUUACUACAGCCAUUCGAACAAAUCACUAUGAUGGACCAGCCCGUAUCUAAUUACAACACUACAUAUAUCAAUCACAGUUCACCGCACUCUCCGCAGACAACGAAUACGCCGCAUACGUACUCCCAGGCAUCAGCGACGGCGGGUACGACGGACAGUAGACGGGGCGCGCGGGACCCCGUUCCGGGAGGCGGAGGAUUUGCGGCGCUACAGCCGCUCGCCUCGCCCCCUGCGCCCCCCACACCCGCCACGCCCGCCAGCAUACCCGAUAUCAUCCUCACAGAUUACUCGGGCGAGUUGGACGCGGGCAUAUUCGGCGGCGAGGAAGCCCAGUUGCGUGCAGGUCUAGAUCUAGACGAUCUAACGUUAUUAGAGGAGCCCAGUGCAUUACUGCCAGAUUCGGCGGUCGAACACGAAUUCCGGUUAGACCGAUUGUAGUACCGAGCGUACCGAAAAACCGGUCUCGUAAUACACGUGAAUGAAAUACCCCGCUUUAUUACUAACGACUACGAGAGCUGUCGAUAUAUCACUCGUAAACAGAUCUGUCAAAAAGAAAAUUCAAAUCGAACUCUUUGAAAUGUUUCGAAAGUAAUAUGUGAUCGCCAUUGGAUGCUUUGAGAAAUUGCUACAACAUAUACAGAAUAGUCUUGCACCAAAUAAAAGACGCAGAACGUUUCUUAUAACAAUACGAAACAUCAAUAUGUAAUAU